This is a messenger RNA of Lepus europaeus (European hare), 1402 nucleotides long. RefSeq names its product serpin family A member 7 (gene SERPINA7). Lineage: Eukaryota; Metazoa; Chordata; Mammalia; Lagomorpha; Leporidae. Bases 11 to 1336 code for a protein of 441 amino acids. Gene Ontology annotation, biological process: negative regulation of endopeptidase activity. The record is from RefSeq and is a predicted model, not a curated record. Gene Ontology annotation, molecular function: serine-type endopeptidase inhibitor activity. The transcript has 5 exons.
UGUUAUAAAGAUGGAAAGGUGUUUCUUUCUGAGAUAUGCAGGAGGCUUCUUGGGCAUGUGCUAUUACCUUCCUUCCAAAAUGUCACAAUUCCUCUAUUUGGUUCUCUUGAUACUUGGGCUUCAUGCUGCAAUCCAGUGUGUGCCACCUAACAGGCCUGAAGGCAAAGUAACCAUCUGCCAUUCACCCCAACAGAAUUCCACUCUCUCUAAGAUGGCAUCCAUCAAUGCUGAUUUUGCAUUCAACCUGUACCGGAGGUUCCUUGAGGAGACCCCAGAUCGCAACAUCUUCUUUUCCCCUGUGAGCAUUUCUGCAGCUUUAGCCAUGCUUUCCUUUGGAGCCUGCUCCAGAACUCAAACUCAAAUUCUGGAGGUAUUGGGGUUCAACCUCACAGAUACUCCAAUGGCAGAGAUCCAGCAGGGCUUUCAGCACUUGAUCUGUUCACUAAAUUUUCCAAAGACGGAGCUGGAAUUGCAGAUGGGAAAUGCCCUCUUCAUUUGGAAGCAGCUGAAACCAAUGGCAAAGUUCUUGGAUGAUGUCAAGACCCUCUAUGAGACUGAAGUCUUUUCUACUGACUUCUCCAGUGUUUCUUCAGCCCAGCAGGAGAUCAACAGUCAUGUGGAGAAGCAAAGCAAAGGGAGGAUUGUGGGCUUGAUCCAAGACCUCAAACCAAACACCAUCAUGGUCUUGGUGAACUAUAUUUACUUUAAAGCACAGUGGGCAAAUCCUUUUGAUCCAUCCAAGACACAAGGCAGUUCUAAUUUCUUGGUGGACAAGACCACCAUCGUACAAGUGCCCAUGAUGCACCAGAUGGAACAGUACUAUCACCUAGUGGAUGUGGAACUGAACUGUACAGUACUGCAAAUGGACUACAGCAAGAAUGCUCUAGCACUCUUUGUCCUGCCCAAGGAGGGACACAUGGAGUGGCUGGAAGCAGCCAUGUCAUCUAAAACACUGAAGAAAUGGAACCGUUUACUGCACAAGGGGUGGGUUGACUUAUUUGUUCCAAAGUUUUCCAUUUCUGCCACAUUUGACCUUGGAGCCAUGCUUCUGAAGAUGGGCAUCCAGGAUGCCUUUUCUGAAAUUGCUGAUUUUUCUGGACUCACAGAGGACAAUGGUCUGAAACUUUCUAAUGUUGCCCACAAGGCUGUGCUGCACAUCGGUGAAAAGGGAACCAAAGAUGUAUCUGUACCUGAAGUCAGAAUCCCGGAUCAGCCUGAAAUGACUCUCCUUCACCCUAUUGUCCAAUUUGAUAGAUCCUUCCUGAUGAUGAUUUUGGAGAAAAGCACCAGAAGCAUUCUCUUUCUAGGGAAAGUUGUAAACCCAACAGAAAUGUAGUUGAGCAAGAGUCCAUUGGUUAAUUGUGUGUGUGUAUUGCAAUUGUAAAUAAAUAAGUAAAUAGUA